AUGGACUUGUCCCGUCUCACGGUGCCAGCCUUUGCAUCGCUCUCGGCCACCAUCAGCAACAAAGUCAGUGUCCACGUGACGCGGCCAUUCAUUGACGAGAUCUUCCAUCUCCGCCAGUGCCAGGCUUACUGCAGGCACGACUUUUCCAGCUGGGACGAGAAGAUCACAACGCCCCCAGGGCUAUACGUGCUAGGCACAGUAUACUCGCAUGUUCUACACGCGUUUGGCGUCAAGAACUCGUGUGGCCACGAUGCUCUCCGGUCGCUAAACUUGAUGGCCGGCGCAGCUGUGCUCCCGCUCGUGCUUUCCAUGGUGCCUACCGCUAAUUACUGGAAGAUCAACAUCGUGUCCAUGCCCAUUCUCUUCACGUACUACUUUCUAUUCUACACAGACGUUUGGUCCACCGUGCUAGUCGUGACUAGUGUAUUCAUGGUGGCCCGGAGGAGAACCAUGAAGGGUGCGAUCUCCGCCAAUUUGGCCGGCUUCUGCAGCUUGUGGUUCCGACAGACCAACAUCGUAUGGAUCGCCUUCGCGGGGCUCUUGAUGAUCGAUCUCCGGAGACGAAAACAUCCUUUGUUUGUCGCAAACGUGUCCCUAUUUGUCAAACAGGCGUUGCGCGACUGGACGCUUCUCCUUCCGUUCUGCGCCAACGGUCUCUUGUUCGGGGCCUUCUUGAAAAUCAAUGGCGGCAUCACCUUUGGCGACAAGGAUAAUCAUCAAAUGAGCAUACACUUGGUUCAGGUGUUCUAUUGCUUCUCGUUCAUGGCUUUCUUCACCUCCCCCAUCUGGUUCGGUGCGUCCACGUUGAGAAAUUACCUUAGGUUUGCGUUCGCCGGAAACAAAUCCUUGAACACUAUAGCCACGAUGCUCUCGUGUGUUGCCAUCCGCCACAUUAUACAACAUUAUACCAUUGUCCAUCCGUUCUUGCUUGCGGAUAACAGACAUUAUACCUUCUACAUCUACAGAAAGGUUCUCAGCAAGCCCUUGGCGGACGUGCUUUUAGUUCCCGUGUAUCAUUUUUCAAUUUGGGUCGUUUCACACAUGCUUGUGCGUACUUCUCGAAGAUCGCCGCUCAGCAUCUCGCCGUUGCUCGUGAUUGGGUUCUUUGGGUCAUUGGCACUCACAUUGAUCCCAUCCCCAUUGUUUGAGCCACGCUACUAUAUCGUCCCGUUGGUUUUGUUCCGUGUCUUUAUUCGUCCUGAACACGCAGCCACUGAAAAUCAAAGGUACAUGUGUGAAUUUCUUUGGUACACGCUUAUAAACAUGGUAUUCUUCAUCAUUUUCUUUUCGUACGAGUUCGCUUGGCUUUCGGAGCCUGGCAUUCAGCGGAUCAUCUGGUGA
Metschnikowia bicuspidata var. bicuspidata NRRL YB-4993 is the source of this 1341-nucleotide messenger RNA. RefSeq names its product dolichyl-P-Glc:Glc(2)Man(9)GlcNAc(2)-PP-dolichol alpha-1,2- glucosyltransferase (gene DIE2). The transcript has a single exon. NCBI's taxonomy places the organism in Eukaryota, Fungi, Ascomycota, Pichiomycetes, Serinales, Metschnikowiaceae. The record is from RefSeq and is a predicted model, not a curated record. The coding region runs from base 1 to 1341 and encodes 446 amino acids. Gene Ontology annotation, cellular component: endoplasmic reticulum. Gene Ontology annotation, biological process: dolichol-linked oligosaccharide biosynthetic process; protein N-linked glycosylation. Gene Ontology annotation, molecular function: dolichyl pyrophosphate Glc2Man9GlcNAc2 alpha-1,2-glucosyltransferase activity.